This is a messenger RNA of Saccostrea cuccullata (small rock oyster), 1608 nucleotides long. RefSeq names its product BUB3-interacting and GLEBS motif-containing protein ZNF207-like. Bases 68 to 1204 code for a protein of 378 amino acids. Gene Ontology annotation, cellular component: nucleus. The record is from RefSeq and is a predicted model, not a curated record. Gene Ontology annotation, molecular function: DNA binding. The transcript has 9 exons. Lineage: Eukaryota; Metazoa; Mollusca; Bivalvia; Ostreida; Ostreidae.
CUUCCGGAUUUGACGCUACGCCAUAUUGAAAAAUAUUUCAUUUAGAAUAUUUUGAAAAGAAAUUAAAAUGGGAAGAAAAAAGAAGAAGCAAUUGAAGCCUUGGUGCUGGUAUUGCAACAGAGAAUUUGAUGAUGAAAAGAUUCUGAUUCAGCAUCAGAAAGCCAAGCAUUUUAAAUGCCACAUAUGUCACAAAAAGCUCUACACAGGACCUGGACUGUCCAUUCACUGCAUGCAGGUUCACAAAGAAAAAAUAGAUAAAGUGCCAAAUUCGCUGCCAGGGAGAAAUAACUGUGAAAUAGAAAUCUACGGAAUGGAGGGAAUUCCAGAGGAAGAUAUAAAAGCACAUGAAAAACAGAAGCAGGGGAAUGAAGGAGAGCCUCCCGGUAAGAAGUUGAAGGAAGAUACAGACAGUAAUGAUGGAAUGCCUGGUCCCUCGGGCAAUCAAAACCCCCAGGUACCCCCACCGUACGGCAUGAACAGAAUGCCAAUGCCUCCUGGUAAUAUGCCUUAUGGCAUGCCUCCCAUGCCCCCUAUGGGGCCUCCUGGGCCUAUGGGUCCAGGUCCAAUGAUGGGACCAAUGGGUCCUAUGGGGCCAAUGGGCCCUAUGCCACCAAUGGGACCAAUGGGACCUAUGGGUAUGCCCCCUAUGCCUGGGAUGCCUCCACGCCCUAACUUUAUGCCCAAUGGACCUCCAUCCACUAUGCCCGGGACCAUGCCUAUGAGUACGCAGAGUGGACCCGCUAAACCACUAUUUCCCUCAGCACAGUCAUCGCCGGCGACUAUUUCAGCACCUCCUACAGCUAACUUUAAGGCAGCGCCCAUGGCUGCCCCUGUCAAGCCUACGUUCCCCGCUGCUGCGGCGGCCCUCUCCAACUCCCCCGUCAAUAACAGUGCUACCAUAACGGGGGCCCCCCAAAUAAAGAAACCCGAGUCUAGUUCAGGUUUGACAUCCAAACUCAUUCACCCUGAGGAAGAUAUUUCCCUGGAGGAAAAAAGAGCAAUGAUGCCCAAAUAUAGAAGAGGCAUGGGGAAUUUAAAUCAGGGGCCAGGCCGACCACCAGCAUCAACAAUGAUGGGAGGUGUGCCAUCAAGUAUGGGGAUGUCCGGCGCAAAUGGUAGUGGUGGAUCCAACAUGUAUGGGAGUGGGAUGUCUUAUCAAGGACAGAGUGGAUUUAGGCCUCAGAUGACCAGCCGCCAGUACUGACCAUGACCUCUAGGAGUAGAUCCAAAGAUCAUCAAAUGUGUUUCUCAAAUGUGUUUCACUACAGCUAAGUCAAGCGUUUUUAAAAUGUUGUGGACAUUAAAAUAUGCAUGUAUCAAAAGUAUUGUGCGAAGGUACUUGGACUGCCAAAGUGUAUGAUUUUAAUGUGUUUUAUUUUGUGAACUAAUUAUAUUUUGUAGAUUUAAAUGAUGUCCAUAAAUUUUAAUAAUAAUAAAGAUCUGAGUAUCAAGGUAAGAAUAAAAUAAUCUGACAAAAGUGUUUUAUCAUCAAAAAGAUACUCAGGGGGUAAGUCAGCUAUUACAGCAAAUGUGUAAUUCUCUUCAUUGAAUGUUCAUCCGAUCUUGUCAUCUGCAUUAUUUUAUCACAAUAAAUAUUUCUUGAAUCGU